Molecule: messenger RNA, 467 nt
Organism: Daphnia pulex (common water flea)
Lineage: Eukaryota; Metazoa; Arthropoda; Branchiopoda; Diplostraca; Daphniidae
Product: glycine-rich protein-like
Exons: 3
Coding region: 124-462 (112 amino acids)
Source: RefSeq, a predicted model, not a curated record
CUACCGGUCAAGUCCUCAGUUAACACCGACUUUUAAUAUCUGUUAGAUACAUUACUAAUAUAGGUCUACAGUUUCAGCACGUCUUGCGGAAUAGUGUUUCGGCAUAUCACUUAAAAGAAAAACAUGAAGCUAUUUGUUCCGACUGUCCUCCUCCUGCUGUUGGUCUCGAUGUCGUUGCUGGCCGUCAUUCCGGCAGCAGCUGGCGAACUAGCCCAGCAACGCAUUGACGAUCCUUCAACGGCCCUCGACAUGGAGCCCAGUGAAUCCAAGGUGAAAAUCUACAAGGGGUUUGGCUACGGCUAUGGCGGUUACGCAUUGCCACUUGCUCGAAGAUUUUACCCGUUUGCCGGAGCAACUGUACUAGUGGGAUACCCUUUACUUACAGGCUAUGGCGGUUACUAUGGUUACGGUGGCUACGGUGGAGUGAUUCCCUAUCCGCUGGGCUACAACUACGGCCGAUAAAACAG